AUACGCCUGAUUUUAUUCAUGUCUAGAGCGGUUUUAAAGUAAAUAAUAUUUUAAGUGUUGGUGGUGAUUUAUUUGGUGUUUGAGAAAAAAUAUUAUCGUGUAAUGGCUUCCAUAAUUACUGUGCGUUUAAACAAAGAUUCCUCCCCGAAUUGGGGAUUCAGACUUCAAGGUGGUAAGGAUUUUGGAACCCCCCUUAUUAUUCAAAAGAUAACUAGUGGUACCCCAGCUGAAAGAGCAGGUCUCAUUCCUGGAGACUCUGUAAUCAAAAUCAACAACGUUGAUGUAUUCAACCUCAGACACAAGGACGCACAAGAUGUGGUUGUUCGGGCCGGAAAUAACUUUGACAUGACCAUACAAAGGGGAGGCUCCACUUGGAAACCACAGGUGAUCCCUACCGGGACCUACACUACCCACUCUCCAAACAUCAACAACCUCAGCCCAGUCACAAAAACAUCUUUGCACGCACAGCCAGGGGAAAACAUUGGUGCUAUCGGAACCGGCCACAAUUUGAGUGCCAAGCCAUUUGGUCCACAGUUAAACGGAUCAGUAAACGAAGGUUCAAAAUUAGUAAAUAAACAAUACAACACCCCUUUAAAAUUGUACUCAGAACAGAGUAUAGCUGAAACUUUGUCAGCUCAAACUGAAGUGCUAUCGACAGGAGCUUUAGGAGUUAAUUUCAAGAAAAACGAAAAGGAUUACGAUGCCUCAAAAAGCGCUGUUUUUCAUAUGCUAAAAGAAGCUGAAAACGAACCUAAAGGCCAAGAAGUAUAUAAUCACGCUUUCGGUAGCAGAAGGGUAGCACCGCCGGCUUCUCAGUCGCCAUCAAACGUACCCUUAACCUCGCCUAACGAUCCGCAAAACACGAAAGAUCAACCUGGUGCCACGGUCUGUACAGAUUGUGAACGGGUUAUAGUCGGUGUUUUCGUACGAAUCAAGGACAAAAACUUGCACGUAGAGUGUUUUAAGUGCGCUACCUGCGGCAGUUCUUUAAAAAACGUAGGGUACUACAACAUAAAUAACAAGCUUUACUGCGACAUCCACGCCAAAUCUGCGGCUAUCAACAACCCACCUGCUCCCAAUUUAGUACCAGUCACCGUUCAACCGGGAGGAAAGAUACCUGCUGACGCAAUUUCUGCAGCCCUCUCUACUCACUCUCUUUCAACACCUUCGCCACUAUCACCAAAAGGAAACAGUUUUGCUUCACCAUAUCAAUCCGGUGGCAACAUCUCUGUUCCAAAACCAUUUUCGAGUGUGAGUGCCCCAUUGUCUCCACAUAAUACUUUACCAAGAGGAGCUCCCUUGUCGCCAAGGUCGCCAAUUUCGAAUCCACCAGCACCAAGCUUCAGCCCAGCUUCAUCUGCAGAUUGUAGCGUUCAAAACAUUGUGUGGCCUCCUUUUCAAGAAGAACAAGAACUUCCCACAGCUUGUCCUUUAUUUUAUCCUCCACCUUCCCAAGUUGAGGCACAAAUUCUGGCCAAAAGAGCUGAACUAGAGAGAAACGAGUAUAGCGAUUUGGAAAUUGAAGAAAUGGCUUACUAUCAACAGCCUAAAAUGUCUCUUUGUUCUGAAGAGGUUACCGCUUUUACCGAAAGAAAAAGUGCUACUGAAUGUAUUGAAACAAUAUCGGAAAGUCUAGAAACCCAUAAACUAGUAGAAAACGUUUUAAAAACGAGGCCUAGAUCCCCACCACCUUUAGAUACAAAAAUUCUUUCAUGUCCGGAAUCCAUAGCCAGAAAUAUUACUUGUUGCCAAGGCACAGAUAGUAGUUGUGAGUUAAAAAGACCAACUCAAUAUAAGCCUAAUACUUUGGAAUGCCAAAACCCUGGCCAAGUACCAAACCCAGUUCCUCAAGGAUGGGAAUCAUCAAUGCUUCAGGCUUUAAAAACAUCGUCUGAUACAUUUUCCCAAAUCCCUAGUAAGCAUUCUUCCAGUGCGUUUGCUUCAGCACUUAAGAUUGCUCCUUCUGAACCAUUUACAGCUACAAUGAAUAUUUUAGAACCAGUGCCUUUUCCAGAAAUGACAGAACCCUAUUUUCCUCCUGAGCAUUCAAUAAUAACUGAAACACCUCUAGAGCCUAAAGCCAAACCAGAAAAAAAAUCCGAAUCACUGUUUGUAAAAGCUUUAGUUAUUGCACCUGACAGACCAUUUACCCCAGUGGGAGGUGCUGCGCCAAUUAAGAAAAAGGAAGAAGAUCCCAUUGAUAGGUUUAUAAAAGAAUUGCCAAAACCAGCAGAAAAGCUGACAAUGAGAACUGCUUUAACAACUGCACCUGAAAGGCCUUAUACUCCGUUACUAACGGAAAGCGUUACAACUAAGGAAAUGAUCCAAGAAUCUAAAAUGGACAAAUAUACCGUGGAUAAAACUAAAUUAACUAAACCAAUGGCACCUGCAAUAUUACCACCAACUUUUCAUGCUCCACAGCCCGAAACUAAAGUCAUUAUUAAACAAAUGCCUCCAAUUAUAAUUCAAGAAACAAAAGAGAGAGAAUUCAAAGAUGAAAAAGAUACUAAGCAUGUACGAAUUAUAGAGAAAAAAGAACUUAAAUCCGCCGUUCCCGCAACAAUUUCUAAAAAUAGAAUUGAAUCUGAAGAACCUGCAGUAGCUGUUUCCGCAAAUUUUCCUCCAAUAUUUCAAGGAUUUUCGUGUUCUUUUCAAAAUAAAACUGAUCAUUCCCAAUUUUCAGUUGAGGUUAUUACAAGCCCACCGACUCUAACACCAACACCAACUGAAAAAUCUCAUUCAUCAACUAGUUUACCAAUUAGCGAAGGAAAAAGUGAAUUUAUACAAACUGAAAAUUUAAGAAAAGAAACCACGUUCAAAAAACAAUCUUCAGAAAAAACAGCAAAAACAACUGUUACCUCACAACCAACAGAAAUUGUCAGGCAAGAUGAACAAGUAAUAGUUAAGAAACCUUUACCAUUAGCAUCUUCACUUCAUCCAGUAGGUGGCAAAAUCCCCCAAUAUCAAGUUAACAUUUCAGACGAAGCAGAAGCUGAAAUAAGGCGCAUGGAAAAAAUGGAAAAAGCUCAAAUACGCAUGGAACAACAAAAAUCUUUACAACGUGAAGAAGCGCAGGUUAAAACAACCCUACCAGCAGCGCAACCUCCUGUUGAAACAUUAAGAAAACCCAUAAUUACCAUACAACCAGGUGACACUCAACCAAUGAGAUCACAGUUGUUCAAACCAGUAAUUGAAGAAACACCAUCGAGUAAUACAUUAUCUUCUCGCCCCAGGUCCUCCCCGCGACCCAGAUCACUUACUCCUAGCAUGGUGAGCAAACCUCCAGCGGUUUUACCUUAUUAUCAAUCUAACUUAGUAGCUCAUCAAUGUCCACCAGCAUCGGUAAAUUUGUUGGAUCCACGAUCACGAUCACCAAGUCCUUGUCCAAUGGCUAGAGAAAGAAGCCCAUCUCCUUUGCCUGGAGGUGCUGGUGUCUCGUCAGUUAGACCAAAAUCGCCAGCGGCUGGACCGCCCCCAAAUCCAUUACAGUCCAGUUGCCCAUUGCCUCAACCGAUUGAUUUGAAAGUGCGACAGGCCAAGGAGAGUUUAUCAACUUUUAUUCCCCAAUACAAAGAAAAGAGAGAUUUGGUAGAAAUGGCACAAGGUAUGGAUUUUUAUAAAAGGACCGAAGAGUUGACCCAAAAUAUCGAACAAGAGCAAACUAUACAGACAACUCCAGUUUCACUACCAAUGAAACCACCAAUGCAAGCUCCAAUGCAAAUGUACACAUCUCAAGUACAAAUGCAAAACUAUACUAUUCCUCAGGCCCAAAUAAUUCAGCAAUCCUGCAUUACUUCUCAAGAAAGUUGUGGAAGUAAUAUAUGUCAAAAAAGCAUGCAAAUUCAAAAUUUAGAUCUACAGAAUUUACAAAGCUCGCAUUCCACUGUAAGUCAAACUGCAGAAGGAUCUGUUGCGACAUUAACUUCUAAUAGAUCGCAUCAAGCACAAUUGGACGAUAUGCGAAAAAAACAAUCUCAAAGUGUAAAUAUAUGUGAAGAUGGCAAAACUCAAGUUCAACGUAAAACAAUGGUGACUGAAGAAUAUGAACGAAUUCAAAAAGAACAAGUCAUUGAAAUUGAAAAGAGUGUCACUACCACCAAGAAACAUCCGUUCAGAGACGUGAAGCCUCCUACAGUUGAUCAACCUGGAAUAAUGGGAUUGCACGUUACUAAUCCACAACCACUUUCAUCUCCCUUUAUAAGAGCCGAUACUUUGGGUGAUCUUACGCAAGUGCCUGCACCUAAUUCCAAUCUUAUAUGUCCUCCAUGCACCAAAACUCCACCCUCUUGUUUGCAACAAGCAAAACCUUCUGAACCCGCUCAGCCUUCACUUGCUCCUCCUCCACCGCCCAUUCGAACAGUUUUCGCGCCUGGCUCCCAAGGUCCAAUAAAGCAUGUUAAAGGACCUGGCUCUCAAAAACCCAGCCAAAAUGUGACUAUACCCAAUAUUCCCUCGUCCGAUGUAGGUACUGGUAGCGGUCGUCAAACUGGUGCUAUUGGCGGCCCUAAACGUGGACGCGGUAUUCUUAAUGCUGCCGCCAUUGGUGGCGCUAGAAUUCCUCUUUGUGGUCAAUGUCAUAAACAAGUCAGGGGGCCAUUUAUCACCGCUCUGGGGAAAAUCUGGUGCCCAGAUCAUUUCGUUUGCGCAACUCCAUCGUGCAGACGUCCAUUGCAGGAUAUUGGUUUCGUAGAAGAGAGAGGACAACUCUACUGCGAAUAUUGUUUCGAACAGUACUUGGCUCCUCCAUGCUCCAAGUGUAAUGGCAAAAUUAAAGCUGAUUGCUUAAAAGCCAUUGGCAAGAACUUCCAUCCUGAGUGCUUCAAUUGCGUCUAUUGUGGAAAACUUUUCGGAAACUCUCCAUUCUUCUUGGAAGAUGGCAGCCCAUACUGCGAAGCUGAUUGGAACGAAUUGUUUACCACAAAAUGCUUCGCUUGUGGUUUUCCAGUCGAAGCUGGUGAUCGCUGGGUAGAAGCUCUUAACAACAACUACCACAGCCAGUGUUUCAAUUGCACUAUGUGCAAGAAGAACUUGGAAGGACAAAGCUUCUUUGCCAAGGGAGGACGCCCAUUCUGCAAAAACCACGCUCGUUAAGAACGUUAUAUUAAUAUUAAUAAUUAUUAUUAUAUAUAAUAUUUAUCAAUUGCUUUUUAAUGUUACCAAUUUUUGCUUAUACAAAUUUGUAUAUAUUUUAUUUGUGUAAGGUUUAACUUAAUUAAUGUUACCAAAUUUAAUGCUUUUUAUCAAAACAUAUUUUAAAUUGUAUAUGCUAUUCUAAAAUUAAGUAAUUUUAUUCAAUUAUUCUAUAUAAAUUACUACCAGCUGUAGUAAGUACUUACCUAUUAUUCCUAUUUAUUUAAUAAUUAAAAAAAUAUUUUAAUAAUCUUAUCAAAUAAUUGUGCGCCUAGUCUGUUUGUUUUAAAAGUGGUCUUUUAAGAAGUAUACAAGUGUAGAUAUGAUAUAUAUUUUUAAAAUACUGUUUGUAUUAUUUGUGCCAUUAUAAUUUAUUGAAUGGAUUGUUCGCUAGCCUAUUAUUAUAUAUUUAUUUUAGUUGUAA
Messenger RNA from Brassicogethes aeneus, 5554 nucleotides. Lineage: Eukaryota; Metazoa; Arthropoda; Insecta; Coleoptera; Nitidulidae. The record is from the annotation of a GenBank genome assembly.